Nerophis lumbriciformis (worm pipefish) is the source of this 2902-nucleotide messenger RNA. RefSeq names its product tRNA aspartic acid methyltransferase 1 (gene trdmt1). NCBI's taxonomy places the organism in Eukaryota, Metazoa, Chordata, Actinopteri, Syngnathiformes, Syngnathidae. Gene Ontology annotation, cellular component: nucleus. Gene Ontology annotation, molecular function: methyltransferase activity. The record is from RefSeq and is a predicted model, not a curated record.
CGCGCACUUGUCCCAAUGGAGUUACCGUAGUAUUUCCGAUGCGGUUUAACUUCCGGUUUGGUUGUGUGAACAAAAAUGGAAAGUCUUCGAGUGCUUGAAUUAUACAGUGGAAUAGGUGGAAUGCACCAGGCUUUAAAACAAGCUGGCAUAUCAGCCCAGGUGGUGGCGGCUAUAGAUAUAAACACAACUGCUAAUCAGAUCUACAAGCACAAUUUUCCAGACACGCCACUCUGGAACAAGACCAUUGAGGGUAUACCACUUGAUGACUUCAAUAAAUUGUGCUUUGAAGUGAUUUUGAUGAGUCCUCCAUGUCAACCUUUUACCAGGUUGGGGUUGUAUCGUGAUGUCACAGAUCCGAGAACCAAGAGUUUUCUUUACAUUCUUCAACUUCUACCAAGGCUACACCAGCUUCCUCGCUUCAUCCUGCUAGAAAAUGUCAAAGGUUUUGAGAAUUCCUCUGCCAGGCAACAUUUAGUGGAAGUGUUGAGCAAAUGUGGCUACACUUACAAGGAGGUCAUGGUCUCGCCCACAAGUGUUGGGAUCCCAAAUUCAAGACUGCGUUACUUCCUGAUGGCAAAGCUUUCACCGUGCAUGGUGAGACAUAAUUCUGAUUCCUCGGUGCUCAUUGCUGACAAAGAGUCCUCUGAAGAAGCUGAAGGUUCAAAUGCUCUUAGUGCAGUUCCAUGCCUGCCAGAAGAGGAGCACAGCAAAGCUAAUGUGCUUUAUAAACUGGAGACCACAAACGAAGCUCUAAGAAAGAUGAACCAAAAUAUUGAUUUGUCUGUCAGGCAAGUCCAAGAUUUCCUGGAGGCAGAAGAGAACAUUGAUCAAUAUCUUAUUCCUCACAAAACUUUGUUGCGUUACGCUCUAAUCCUGGAUAUUGUAACGCCUCUCUGCCGCAGGUCUGUCUGCUUUACCAAAGGGUAUGGACGGUAUGUGGAAGGAACUGGCUCAGUACUCCAAAGCUGCAUGGAAACAAAGAUGGAGAGUGUGUUUCAGCAUCUAAAUCAGUGCUCAGAAAAAGAAGAAAAACUGCAGCUGCUCCAAAAAUUGAAGCUGCGUUAUUUCACUCCCAGAGAAGUCGCCAACAUGAUGGGCUUCCCCAAAACUUUCUCUUUUCCAGCACAUAUUUCAACCCAGCAGCGUUACAAAGUCCUCGGAAACAGUCUUAAUGUUGUCCUGGUAGCUUCACUUCUACAAGAGCUCGUUUCCUAGCAGAAGUACUCCUUUUUUCUUGUACUUGUGUAUAUUAUCAUUUGUACAGGUUAGUUGUACUGCCUUGUAUUUGACAAUUCCUAUUAAAUCUGGAUUAUUUGUUUCAUGCACACUGAGAUCUACAGUAGAGAAAUAUUCCAAAUAACAUGCAUAAAUUAUGAUGUCAAAGUUCAUCAAUCACUACAGUGAAGACUUGUUGUAUACUGCUACCUCCUGUUCAGCUGUUGGAAGUGCAAAACAAUCAUCAAAACAAGAUAGACGACUAUAGAGAAGUCAUGCAGAAUAUGCACAACAUUUCUGAGGGAAUUGUGAUUUAACAUAUGUCCACUAAAUUGGGCGUCAUGCAUUCCUGGCUGGAUAUUGACUACAUUGUCUAGUAUUGUUGUUUUUGAAAAUGUAAUUUAUUUUAUGGGAAUGUAAAUCUGUUUUAUUAGAUUACAACAAUCAUUUGUGUUUAUUACUCCUAUCAUUCAAAAAAAGUAAUUUUUUAAUAACUCAGAAGGCGCAAUGUUUUUGUAAUACUUUCAACAAUAUAUAUUGAAAUAUGGCAACAUAUUGUUAAAGAUAAUUAAACACAUCUUAUAGUGUUUUUUUUCAUGUUUUCGUAUAAUGUAAUAUUUUAUUAAAUAAACUUUACGCAUGUUGUCCACCAUAGUGGACGUUUCACCAACUCCUUGAAAAAUAUAUAUUUUUUAAAAUCAACUUUAACGUGUUUAUGCUUUUUAAUAUAAAAUGGAAGUAGGUUGUAACUUAUACAUCAAAGGUUAAAAAAAAAAAACAUUCAUACUGAAACUUACGGGGCAGCACGGUGGACCAGGGGUUAGUGCAUGUGCCUCACAAUACGAAGGUCCUGAGUAGUUCUGGGUUCAAUCCCGGGCUCGGGAUCUUUCUGUGUGGAGUUUGCAUUUUCUCCCCGUGACUGCGUGGGUUCCCUCCGGGUACUCCAGCUUCCUCCACCGCCAAAAACAUGCACCUGGGGAUAGGUUGAUUGGCAACACUAAAUUGGCCCUAUAGUGUGAAUGUUGUCUGUCUAUUUGUGUUGGCCCUGCGAUGAGGUGGUGACUUGUCCAGGGUGUACACCGCCUUCCGCCCGAAUGCAGCUGAGAUAGGCUCCAGCACCCCCCGCGACCCCAAAAGGGACAAGCAGUAGAAAAUGGAUGGAAACUUACACUUCUUUCUUUCAAUUACUGAUUUACAUCAUUCCAAAUCUACUAAAUCUAGCUCACAGAGUUGUGCAGUGACUCGUCUUGUUUGUGUUAUAUCCUGUAUCAAUUAAUAAACCACACACAUUAUGAAGGUGGUUCAGUGAUUCUCUGGUGGGGAUUGUAAUGUAUGAGGAAAUGUAUUUUAAUGUCAAAGCUUUAAAAUAAAUUGUACUCAUUCUUCACAUUGACUGAGUCAUUAACUUACUAGUUUCGUUUGUAAACAAACUGGUUUGUUAGUUGCAAUGUUUGGAUAACUGAAUCUAUUCAAAAAACAUUUAGUCAAAAACCAAAUCCUACAAAAAAUGGAAUGUAUGAAAAGCGAGGUAAAUCAGAAUCAGAAAUACUUUAUUAAUCCCCGAGGGGAAAUUAAAAUUUUCAGCACAAUCCCAUUCAAGAUCAGACAAACAUUACAGGGAGACAGAACAGGAUCGCUGACGGGUCUGACAACUUUUGGCGCCCCUUACAAAAAAGGUGAGAUACAG